AUCGAAGCAUUUGUUGUAUUUCACAGUUCAGAUUGAUUCAUUGGUUUCAAGCUAUUCGUGAUUUUCUGAAUUCUGCAAAAUGGGUCGUCGGUCAAUAAACACCACCAAGAGUGGGAAGUACAUGAAUCCGACGGACCAGGCACGUAAAGAAGCCCGCAAGAAGGAACUGAAGAAAAACAAAAAGCAGCGGCAGAUGGUGAGAGCGGCUGUCCUGAAAGGGAAAGAUCCGGCUCAACUGAUCGAGGAGAUGGAAAAAAUAGAUGAGAUGGAGUUCAAUGUGUACCAGCCUUCGCCUUUGAACGAAAAAGUAUUGAAGGAAAAACGUAAAAAGUUAAAAGAAACUCUGGAUCGUGUCAUGCGACUGUACCAGGCGGAUGAUCCCGAUUUGUGGGGAGAGCUAAAGCGAAAGGAAGUAGACUAUGAGAAGCGCAGAAACAAGCGGAUACAGUACUACGAAAGUGUUAGACACGCCGAACAAGUUCAAGUGGAUGAUAUCCCGUUGCCGUCGGCUAACGAGACUCCUACACCAUUGUCUAUUCCUAGAAUCCCAAUACCGCCUAUUAUUCCAACUAUUCUGCCACCUAUUAAACCACCACCGAUUUUGAAAAAACCUAUUGAAAACCCGGUAGAACCGAUGGAACCCGUGGAUGAUGACGAUGAUAUUCCCGGAUGUCCACCGGGACCAGCACCAGAUUUGUUUGCAAUGCCAGAGCUUGACUUUGAUCUGGAGGAGUUCCACAAUGAAACGCAAAAAAGUGUCAAAUUCUUCGACGACGCUGACUCGCGGGACAAUUCAGACGAUUCGGAUACCGAAAAACCUAAACACGUAAGCACGGUGCAACAGAAGAUGCUUGCAAUUUCGGGUCAAAAUCUUGACGAAUUCAUGAAGGAAAUGGAGAGCGUGCAGAAGAAGAAAGAUCAACCAGACGCGCUCAUCAGUGCAAUUCCGACACCUCCAAAGCCUCCGAUAGCAUUACCGAAUCCAGCACCCCAUCCUUCGGAUCCAACAGUGAAAUAUGUGCCGAUGCCGUCUUUGCCGAUUCCUGGACCGGGCCCAAUCCAACCUGCUCUUAUGAUUCGUCCUCCACCUCUUCGUCCCGGAAUUCCUGGUAUCCCGGGUUUGAGAAUGCCUCCUCGUCCGCCGCCGGGAAUCCCACCUCGACUUGGUAUACGCAUGCCACCUGGGCCACCCACCGGACCACCCCCGAAGCACAUCCAACAGCAACAUAUGCGUAAUAUGCUUCACCAGCAGCAGAAAGAUCCAAAAAGUGCCACCAUUUCGGCGAAGCCUCAAAUUCGAAAUCUCAGUGCCGACGUUACGCGUUUCGUACCCAGUGCACUGCGAACCAAAAAGGACGAGGGCAUCAAGCGGCCGCAGCAAAGUCGCUUGGAUAUGGGUCACCACCACCAGCAAUCGCAUCACCCGAAUCAACACCAGCAGCAGCACCAUCAUUUACACCCUGGCAGAACUGGAGCGCCUGGUGUGCCGGAAAAGAGCAAACCCAGCAAGGACGACGCAUACAUGCAAUUUAUGAGAGAGAUGGAGGGAUUGCUUUAAGGAAGCGUAGUAUAGGUCCGUAACUGAUAGGAUGAAAGGAAUGUAUUUAACUUUCUGUGCGUACUCAUUCCCUAGAAUGAGAUGGUUGAAUUUUGAAUCAAUUUUGGUGUUGUCAAUACACUUUUAGUCAUAUUCGUUCUAUCCUCA
Molecule: messenger RNA, 1705 nt
Organism: Toxorhynchites rutilus septentrionalis
Lineage: Eukaryota; Metazoa; Arthropoda; Insecta; Diptera; Culicidae
Product: WW domain-binding protein 11
Exons: 1
Coding region: 80-1558 (492 amino acids)
Biological process (GO): mRNA cis splicing, via spliceosome
Cellular component (GO): spliceosomal complex
Source: RefSeq, a predicted model, not a curated record